AUGGACAUCACUCGGGUACUCAGCGAGGAGUUGUCAGCUGAUUGGGACCUCACUAACAGCAGAAAUGAAUCACCUAGGGAGCUCAAGGCGUUGAGAGAUAAGAUGCUCCGUCUGGUUUGGAUAUCAAUGGUCACCGCCCCUCCGGAGAGGUCGGGACAGAUUCCACCAGUUUUAGAAGUCUAUAUGAGGAUUACUGAUGCAGAGGCAACGCAGAUCAUCAGCGAGAACCGAUAUGUUGUGGAAUAUUCCACGAAGAAGUAA
Molecule: messenger RNA, 261 nt
Organism: Perkinsus marinus ATCC 50983
Lineage: Eukaryota; Perkinsozoa; Perkinsida; Perkinsidae
Exons: 2
Coding region: 1-261 (86 amino acids)
Source: RefSeq, a predicted model, not a curated record